This is a messenger RNA of Hypomesus transpacificus, 3654 nucleotides long. It is a transcript of the gene rbl1, whose product is annotated as retinoblastoma-like 1 (p107). The transcript has 22 exons. Gene Ontology annotation, cellular component: nucleus; chromatin; transcription regulator complex. The record is from RefSeq and is a predicted model, not a curated record. NCBI's taxonomy places the organism in Eukaryota, Metazoa, Chordata, Actinopteri, Osmeriformes, Osmeridae. The coding region runs from base 125 to 3337 and encodes 1070 amino acids. Gene Ontology annotation, biological process: regulation of transcription by RNA polymerase II; cell differentiation; negative regulation of G1/S transition of mitotic cell cycle. Gene Ontology annotation, molecular function: RNA polymerase II transcription regulatory region sequence-specific DNA binding.
UUCGCGGUGGAUUGUGGGAACGGAAGAGCGGAGGAUUCGGACGCUGUUGUGAUUGUGGCGAACUGGAACUAUUAACUUCAUCUGACGGGGUUUUAAUUCGUCUUUUGAACAUAAUUAUUUACUAAUGCGGGGGGACGAGUCCGACUCGGAUUCGGGGAAAAUGGACGAAAGUUCCGUCCGAACCAGUUUGGACGCGCUCUGCCAGGAACUUAAUAUGGACGAGGAGACUGCAACUGAAGCCAUGCAAAACUUCACAGCCAUAUGGAAUACAUACACCCUGGAGGGAGAGGUGGUACACUGGCUGGCGUGUGCUCUGUACGCAGCCUGCAGGAAGAACUGCACUCCCACGGUGGGGCGAGGCCUAAUGGAGGGGAACUGCGUGUCGCUCACCCGCAUCCUCCGGACCGCCAAACUCAGUCUGCUGCAGUUCUUCAGUAAGAUGCAGAAGUGGCUGGAGAUGACCAGUCUGCCUCAGGACUUCAGGCUGCGCGUAGGCAGGCUGGAGCGCAACUUUGAGGUUUCCACGGUGAUCUUCAGGAAGUUUGAGCCCAUCUUCAUGGACAUGUUCCAGAACCCCCAGGGAGAGCCCCCACGCCAGCCCCGCAGCAGGAAACACAGACGGCAGCCGUGUCACGUGACUGACGUGUUCCGGUUCUGCUGGACUCUGUUCGUCUACACGAAAGGAAACUUCAGGAUGAUAGGUGAUGACCUGGUGAACUCAUAUCAUCUGCUGCUCUGUUGUCUGGACCUGGUGUUCAACAACGCUCUGCUCUGCUCCAACAGCAAAGACCUCAUCAACCCUCUCUUCAGAGGGCUGCCGGGCGUGUGCAGUGAGAGCCAGGCCCCAGGCCUGCAGGGGGGGGUGACGGAGGCUGGUCCUGUGGUGGAGCUUCCCAGCGUGAUGGAGCGGCUGUGUGAGUUACAUGACGGGCUGGUGAUGGAAGCCAAGGGGAUCCGGGAACAUUACUUCAAACCCUACAUCACACGGCUGUACCAGAGAGGGAUCCUGCAGGGGAACGAGGAACAGCUGACACAGCUGCUGGAUCCACCCAACUUCACAGACAACAAUAAGUCCGUGAACAGGGAGUAUGAGGAGUACGUGUUGACUGUGGGGGACUUUGACGAGCGAGUGUUUCUGGGCACCGACGCCGACGAGGAAAUCGGAACCCCUCGCAAGACCGGCCCCGCCCCCAGCACUGUCCACGGACAGCUGUCUGCUCGAAAGCAGGUGGAGAGCAACCUGCAGCAGCACUUUGACAAGACCCGCUCUCUGGCGCCCUCUACGCCCCUGACGGGGCGGCGCUACCUGAAGGAGAAGGAUCAGCUGGUGACUCCCGUGUCCUCGGCUACGCAGAGCGUCAGCAGGCUGCAGAGCAUGGUGGCCGGCCUGCGGCCCACACCCAGCCCCGCCCUCAUCAACAUAUGCAGGUCCUGCUCCAGAGACCCUCUGGAGAACAUCCAGACCAGAAUCAAGACGCUCGGAGAUGCCUUCAAACAGCACUACACACAUGACACUCACCUGCUGCCGGGAUCCCACAUGGACUUUGCAGAGAAGCGCCUGCGUCUGGGGGAGAUCCUGUACUACAAGGUCCUGGAGAACGUCAUGCUGCAGGAGACCCGCCGACUCCACGGCAAGGACAUGGCUGUUCUGCUGGAGCAGGACAUGUUCCACUGUUCUCUGCUGGCCUGCUGCCUGGAGGUGGUGCUGUUCUCCUACAGCUCCCCCAGAACCUUCCCCUGGAUCAUCAGCAUCUUCAAGCUGCCUGCUUUCUACUUCUUCAAGGUGAUAGAAGUGUUCAUCAGGGCGGAGGAGGGUCUGUCCAGGGACAUGGUGAAGCAUCUGAACUCUGUGGAGGAGCAGGUUCUGGAGAGCAGAGCCUGGACUGCCUCCUCCGCCCUCUGGGGGGCGCUGCAGGCAGACGGCAACAAGGUCCCUACCGUGGAGGAGGUCAACUUCCCGGGCAGCUUUGACACGGGCUGCGGCAGUUCUGGCCCCACCCACCUGCCCCUGGUCUCCCUGUCCCCCAUCGUCCACCCACGCAUACGAGAGUUCCGCUCCGCCCUGGGCAGCGCCCGCAAAGACGUUCCCCCCUCCCCCCUCUCCGUCCACGACCGCUACAGCUCGCCUGCAGCCGGCAGUGCCAAGAGACGGCUGUUUGGGGACGAGCCCCCCCCCAGGCCCCCGGGGCACCUGGCCCCCCCUGCCCUCAGCCCCCUGGCCUCCCCUGCUAAGAGGCUGAGCUUCAGCCCCGGGGCCAUGCUGAAGAUAGACAGCCCCACCCUGCUCAUGUCCUCUCCUCACAGCCAGACGCUCAGCUUCCCCCUGCAAGGUUUAAAGACCAACGGAAGCGGAAUCACGCUGAUCCAGUCUGGCCCAAUCACGGCGCAGAUACUGCUGACCGCCUCCCCCAGCCGCCCAAGCCCCGCCCCUCAGCCGAGUGCCACGCGUCCGAGACGCACCGGGUCCUUGGCCCUGUUCUUCAGGAAGGUGUACCACCUGGCCAGUGUUCGUCUGAGAGACCUGUGUGUGAAACUGGACAUCUCCCCGGAGCUGAGGGGGAAGAUCUGGACGUGCUUGGAGCACUCCCUGGUCCACUGCUCCUCCCUCCUGAGGGACAGACACCUGGACCAGAUCCUGCUCUCCGCCAUCUACAUCAUCUCCAAGAUCACCAAAGAGCCUCACACCUUCCAGGAUAUCAUGAAGUGCUACCGUAGCCAACCACAGGCCAGCAGUCAGGUGUACCGUAGUGUACUGCUUUGUCACAAAGAGAAGCCUGACGAGCACAUGGAAGUGGAACCCACGACAGGAGAGAAAGCCAAUCAGGAGAGCCGAGAAGAGUCUCCCAGCCAAUCAGAGGAGGAGCGUGGUGACCUCAUCCAGUUCUAUAACACCAUCUACGUUCUGAAGAUGAAGAGCUUCGCCCUGCGCUACGCCACGCUUGGCAACGACACCAGGAUGGAGGCUCCACCCCCCCUGUCUCCGUUCCCGGCCAUGCGAGCCCAGCCCCUCUCCCCCCGCCGGGUGUCCCAGAAGCACACCCUCUACGUCUCCCCCCACAAGCCGCCCCACUGCCCCCCCCCCUCCUCCGCCUACACCUACCACAUCAACGGCAGUCCCUCCAAGGAGCUGAGUGACAUUAACAGGAUGAUCCGUCAGGGGGGCGGGGCCCAGGGGGAUGUGGCCCAGGGGGGCGUGGCCCUGGCCAGCAGGAAAAGGGCGUUCUCCAUGGAGGGCGACUACGCGGACGCGUCCCCCUCCAAGCGAGCGUGUGACAGCAGCGAGGACGUGUUGCUACGACGACUGCAGGACGUGGUAUCUGAGAGGAAGCACCACUGAAGGGUGGAUGUGUGUGUGUGUGUGUGGGGGGGGGUGGAUGUGUGUGAGUGUUGUGCGGGGGGGUGGAUGUGUGUGUGUGUGUGGAGGGGGGGAGCAGGCAAUGUUGUGUACAGUUCUCUGGAUGUGUAGUAUCUACACAGGUUAUUUUAUGGGGUGUGUGUGUGUGUGAGAGAGAGAGAGAUCAUGUGAACACAGUUCAUAUGGAAGGUAUCAGUGUUAUAAUCACAUAUCCACUAUACACGUCUGGCCACUAACCAACCAGACCAGGUUUCCUCUGUAACUAAUUACAAUCACUCACUUUUGAACAAUAAAACUGC